CGCCUCCCCCGCCGCUCAGCCCCGCGCAGCCGAUGCCCGAUGCGGCCGGGCUGAGGUGAAAGAUGGCUCUGUCGCGGGGGCUGCGGUGCUGCCAGCGGGCGUUCGCCUGGCUGCCCGUCCUCAUCAUCGCCCUCGUCGUCCUCUGGUCCUACUACGCCUACGUCUGCGAGCUGUGCCUGGUGACUCUGAGCAACCCUGUAGAAAAAGUGGCCUAUCUUAUAAUAUUCCAUAUUCUCUUUGUGCUCUUUGUGUGGACAUAUUGGAAGUCUAUUUUUACUCUCCCGGUGCAGCCAGGCAAAAAGUACCAUAUGUCCUACGCUGACAAAGAACGCUAUGAAAAUGAAGAAAGACCAGAAGUGCAGAGGCAAAUUCUCGCCGAAAUUGCAAGGAAGUUGCCGGUGUACACAAGAACAGGGAACGGAGGUGUUCGAUUCUGUGAUAGAUGCCAGCUAAUAAAACCUGACCGCUGUCACCACUGUUCCGUCUGUGCUAUAUGUGUGCUAAAAAUGGAUCAUCACUGUCCGUGGGUGAAUAACUGCAUUGGAUUUUCUAACUACAAGUUCUUUCUACUGUUCUUAGCCUAUUCUUUGUUGUAUUGCUUGUAUAUCGCUGCAACGGUCUUCAAGUAUUUCGUUAAGUAUUGGACAGGUGAACUGACUAAUGGGCGUUCAAAAUUUCAUGUCCUUUUCCUGCUCUUUGUGGCGGUCAUGUUCUUCGUAAGCCUUAUGUUUCUGUUUGGAUACCAUUGUUGGCUCGUCAGUAGGAACAGAUCUACUUUAGAGGCUUUCUCAGCUCCAGUGUUUCAAAAUGGCCCAGAUAAAAAUGGAUUCAAUCUUGGCUUUGUAAAGAAUCUUCAGCAAGUGUUUGGAGAAGAAAAAAAGCUCUGGCUACUACCUAUUGCCUCUAGCCAGGGCGAUGGACACUUUUUCCCAAUGAGAGCUUUGUGUGAAGCUCAGAAUCCUCUCCUAGCAAACGAAGAGCAGUGGGAAGAUGACAGAAUAGAUGAAGAUCCUCACGGUUCUGGUGAAGCUUCAUCCCUUGCCAUAGAAAGGGAGACAUAGCAGUUUGAAAAUGCAGCAGUUUAAAGCUUGUUCAGAAAGCUUCCCGCUCAGGAGUCAACAUCCCUUCUCUCGACGUGGACUUCAGUUUUGAGGGGCAGAAAACAAGUGGAUCUUCAAGAUGAGAAAACAUCGUGAAGUAUCGUCUGAUUGGAAUCUGCAUUCUAGAGUGCUUCUCCAGAAAUCCUGCUCCCCAGAUGUUUCAAGGCUUUAUAAGUUUAAGUUACAGAGUGAACAGAACAGUUUUAUAGAGUGAUUCUGGCCAAUCUUCUUUGGCCUGCUCUCUUUAUUUUAUAAAUAAUAUAUAUUUUUUAUUCAAAAUUAGGUAAAAAGUAUUGACGCAAGGGUAUUUCCAAAGGCCUUUUCAUUUUGCAAACUUCAGGGACUCGAGUUCUUGAAAUUCUUCCAAGCCAUAAUAUUCUUGGGGACGGUAUUUAUUUCGAGACUGAUUCUGCAACCUUCUCUGACAAGUAGCGUUUUCUAACGUGUUUAAAGUUCUGUUUGAUGCAGCUCAACUCCAUGAGGGACAGACCCACUUAAAUUUGGCACUAAAUUGAUAGAGAAAGUGCUGAACAUGCAUAUAUACAUGUGCAGCUGGGUUUGAAAAUAAAAUACUCACAUUGCCAGUAUCAAGAUUCAAGAAUAUUGUGGCCAUAGAUUUUUUUUUUUUUUACCCUUUUUCAUGAGGGUGUAAUUGCCGAGUUUGAGCUGUAGUGCCCUUUAAGCCCAAUCCUGCUUGCAGGCACCUAAAACGCAAAAGGGAACUUGAGACUGUACAGUUUGCAUUUAAUUCCUAGGGCUAAAAUAUAAACUCAUUCCUGGA
Molecule: messenger RNA, 1881 nt
Organism: Phalacrocorax carbo (great cormorant)
Lineage: Eukaryota; Metazoa; Chordata; Aves; Suliformes; Phalacrocoracidae
Source: RefSeq, a predicted model, not a curated record